ACGUACUUUUUGCUUUGCUGUGCUGUGCUGUGCUGUACUCUACUCUACUCUACUCUACUCUACUCUACUCUACUAUUGUACUGUGCCGCCAUGUGCCGUGCUCUGCUCUGCUCUGCCCUGCUCUGCCCGAGUCGGCUCUGCUCCCCCACCCCCAAGUUCAUCCAUCUAUCUACCCUCGGCCUAAUCCCGCAACAUAGCCUACUCCCCUGCCGCCCUGCCAUGCAUGUGCUCGCCCAAGAAAGACAUGUCUCGACUCCCUCCAUGGAUGAUGCCAUGCGCUGCGUGCUGCAGCUGGGUCCCGUAGCCGACGCUUCACUCGAUUAA
Molecule: messenger RNA, 324 nt
Organism: Bipolaris victoriae FI3
Lineage: Eukaryota; Fungi; Ascomycota; Dothideomycetes; Pleosporales; Pleosporaceae
Exons: 1
Source: RefSeq, a predicted model, not a curated record